Cinclus cinclus is the source of this 3091-nucleotide messenger RNA. Its product is annotated as toll-like receptor 2 type-1. Lineage: Eukaryota; Metazoa; Chordata; Aves; Passeriformes; Cinclidae. The transcript has 2 exons. Gene Ontology annotation, biological process: immune response; toll-like receptor signaling pathway; inflammatory response. The coding region runs from base 343 to 2772 and encodes 809 amino acids. Gene Ontology annotation, cellular component: membrane. Gene Ontology annotation, molecular function: transmembrane signaling receptor activity; protein binding; triacyl lipopeptide binding. The record is from RefSeq and is a predicted model, not a curated record.
CAUAGUCUGUUCUUAUUUUUGUGUCCCCGCUCAGCUGCAAUGGUAGAAUUGGUUGAAAUGUGAGUUUGAAGGGUGAGCCUUAUAUGCGGGACAGUUCUGGACUCUUCAGAAGCCAUGGUUUCCUCAGGGGAGCCACCACUGGAGAAAAGAAAUACAAACUGAUAUGAUUCACUGGCUGUGUAGUUAAAGGACACUGGGAAACUGGGAACAUGAAGUUUUGCUUGAAGAGAACAAUAUUUUGAUGUUGAAAUAUUUUCUCACUUCGGGAGUGUCACCUCAACAGACCUGCCAAAAAUUUCCAGCUUUUGCUGUGUUUGCAGGGAUGAGGUGACCAUUCAGACCAUGACCAGCACACAAGGACUGAAACACAGCAUGCAGUACACAAGCAAAAUGUCCAUCAAACCAAAACACAAAUCAAGAACUACACACACCUGGCAAAUGUUGGCUAUCUACAUGGUCUUAGCUGCAAACCUCUCCAAACAGCAAGCACUGAAGCAGGCUUGUCCUUCAUGCUAUGCCAGUCAGCUUUGCAACUGCUCCUCCAUGGGCUUGGACUUCAUUCUCCCUGAGCUCACGGCCAAAAUCACAGUGUUAAACCUGGCCCAUAACAGGAUAAGGCGCAUCCAAUCCCAGGACUUGCAGCAGGCUGUGAACCUGAGAGCCCUGCUGCUGCAGUCCAACAAAAUCAGCUCCAUAGACGAGGACUCAUUUAAGUCCCUGGCAAAACUGGAACUCUUGGACUUAUCAAAUAACAGCUUGGCUCAGUUGUCCCCUCUGUGGUUUGAGCACCUUUUUUCACUCCAGCACCUCUAUCUUCAAGGCAAUUCCUACAGAGACCUGGGGAAGAGCUCCCCCUUUUCUAGCCUGAGGAACCUGAGCUCUCUCCACCUGGGCAACCCAUGGUUCUCUGUGAUAAGGCAAGGGAACUUUGAGGGCAUUGAGCUUCUGCACAAAUUGUGGAUUGAUGGUAGCAAUCUCAGUCAGUACGAGCAGGGAAGUUUGAAAUCAAUUAAGGAGAUAAAUCACAUGAUCAUAAACAUAAGAGAUAGUAAUGUAUUCUCAGAAAUUGUUAGGGACCUUCUGCACUCUGUCACUUGGCUGGAAGUGACAGAAAUCAAAUUACCAGUUGAAAAAAAAAGCUUGGUGCAAAAUUCUACACAUCCUUUUAGGAUGCAAAAACUUACAUUUAAGGAAGCUUUCUUCACAGAUCAAACUAUUAGCCAAGCAAUAGUGUUACUGAAGGAAAUCACAUCCUUAAAAGAGUUAGAAGCAAUCAACUGUGUGCUUGAGGGGAAGGGAAUAUGGAACACUGAAGAAAUUGCAAAGAGUGGGCAAAGUUUUGUUGAAACUGUAAAGAUAAUACAGAUAAUUAUUCAGAAUUUUCAUUUGUUUUUUGAUCUGGAAGGUAUGGAAUCACAAAUAAACAAAUUAAAAAGACUCACUAUUGCAAGUUCUAAUGUUUUCAUGGUACCAUGCAACCUUGCAAGACAUUUUUCCUCACUUCUGUAUUUGGACUUCCAUGAUAAUUUGCUUGUAAAUAAGCGUUUAGAUGAGACAAUCUGUAAAGGUUCCUGGCCUUCACUGCAAACUUUAAAUCUGAGUCAGAACUCUCUAAAAUCUCUGGAACAGACUGCAAGGUAUACAUCUCGUCUACCCAAACUGAAUAAUCUUGACAUUAGCCAAAACAAUUUUGGUGAGAUUCCCAGUGUGUGUGAAUGGCCAGAAAGUCUGAAAUACUUAAACCUGUCCAGCACUCAGAUUCCUAAAGUAACCACCUGCAUUCCUCCAACACUGGAAGUUUUGGAUGUUAGUGCAAACAACCUGAAGGAGUUUGGACUGCAGCUCCCAUUUCUGAAAGAGCUGUACCUCGCAAGAAACCAGCUGAAGACCCUGCCAGGUGCCUCACCCAUUCCAAACUUAGUGGCCUUGUCUGUCCGAAGAAACAAGCUGAACAGUUUCUCCAAGGAGGCAUUUGAGUCCUUCAGGAGAUUGGAGCUUCUGGAUGCCAGUGACAACAACUUCAUCUGCUCCUGUGAGUUCCUCUCCUUCAUCCAUCAUGAGGCUGGGAUAGCCCAGGUGCUGGCGGGGUGGCCAGACAAGUACGUGUGUGACUCUCCACUGGCGGUGAGAGGGGCACAGGUUGGCACUGUGCACCUCUCCAUGAUGGAGUGCCACAGAUCCCUGGUGGUGUCAUUGAUCUGUGUCCUGGUGUUCCUGGUCAUCCUGCUGCUGGUGGCCAUUGGCUACAAGUAUCACAUGGUCUGGUACCUGCGGAUGACGUGGGCAUGGCUGCAAGCCAAGCGGAAGCCCAGGCGAGCUCCGCCAAAGGACGUCUGCUACGAUGCUUUUGUCUCCUACAGCGAGAACGACUCUGACUGGGUGGAGAACACUAUGGUGCGGGAGCUGGAGCAGGCCUGCCCUCCCUUCCGGCUCUGCCUGCACAAGCGGGACUUUGUGCCUGGGAAGUGGAUUGUGGACAACAUCAUCGAUUCCAUUGAGAAGAGCCACAAAACGCUCUUUGUGCUGUCCAAGCACUUUGUGCAGAGCGAGUGGUGCAAAUACGAACUGGACUUCUCGCAUUUCCGCCUCUUUGAUGAGAACAAUGAUGCAGCAAUUCUCAUCCUCCUGGAGCCCAUCCAGAGCAAUGUGAUUCCCAAGAGGUUCUGCAAGCUGCGGAAGAUCAUGAACACAAAGACCUACCUGGAGUGGCCUGCUGGUGAAGAGCAGCAGCAGAUGUUUUGGGAAAACCUGAAAGGAGCCUUGAAGUCAUAGAAGUCAGAAGUCAGUCAUUUCAACGUAUCUUCACAAAGGCUGUUUAUCACUAUUUCUUACUGCUAAGAAUAUUUUCUUUUUUAUUGUUCUUUGUAACUGCAAUUGGCUUUGUUGUGUAUAGAGAUAACUGUCAUUUUACCAAUGGGAAAAGUCUUGCUUUAGUGAUUUGAUAUUCUGGUCUUUAAAAGUCCCUCCCAAUAACUAUGAUAUUUGGGAACUGUGUUGGACUGGAUAUGCUUUUCUAAAUACAUUUGUCUGGUGUAGGGUAUUUCUGUACUUUUUAGUCCUGUUACCACUUUCCUCAACUAGUUUCUUUCUA